Messenger RNA from Symphalangus syndactylus (siamang), 2772 nucleotides. It is a transcript of the gene ICA1, whose product is annotated as islet cell autoantigen 1. Gene Ontology annotation, molecular function: protein domain specific binding. NCBI's taxonomy places the organism in Eukaryota, Metazoa, Chordata, Mammalia, Primates, Hylobatidae. The record is from RefSeq and is a predicted model, not a curated record. Gene Ontology annotation, biological process: regulation of transport. Gene Ontology annotation, cellular component: Golgi apparatus.
CGCCGCAGGAAGGGCCGGUUCCUGCGCUCCCCCCGCCCCUUUCCCUCGCCUUCGGCUGACGCUGACGUCGGAUGAGUGAUCCGGAGGGACGCUCCGACCGCGGCCGGGAGGCUCCUGGGGGCCGGGGCUCCGAGGUACCUGCCCUCCGGGGUCGGGGCGGGGGCGCGCCGGGCGGGCUGCAGGAGGCAGCAGGAGACGCCCGGCAGCCGGGACGGUCGGAGACGCCUGAAGAAGAAAACAUGUCAGGACACAAAUGCAGUUAUCCCUGGGACUUACAGGAUCGAUAUGCUCAAGAUAAGUCAGUUGUAAACAAGAUGCAACAGAAGUAUUGGGAGACGAAGCAGGCCUUUAUUAAAGCCACAGGGAAGAAGGAAGAUGAACAUGUUGUUGCCUCUGACGCAGACCUGGAUGCCAAGCUAGAGCUGUUUCAUUCAAUUCAGAGAACCUGUCUGGACUUAUCGAAAGCGAUUGUACUCUAUCAAAAGAGGAUAUGUUUCUUGUCUCAAGAAGAAAACGAACUGGGAAAAUUUCUUCGAUCCCAAGGCUUCCAAGAUAAAACCAGAGCAGGAAAGAUGAUGCAAGCGACAGGAAAGGCCCUCUGCUUUUCUUCCCAGCAAAGGUUGGCCUUACGAAAUCCUUUGUGUCGAUUUCACCAAGAAGUGGAGACUUUUCGGCAUCGUGCCAUCUCAGAUACUUGGCUGACGGUGAACCGCAUGGAACAGUGCAGGACGGAAUAUAGAGGAGCACUAUUAUGGAUGAAGGACGUGUCUCAGGAGCUUGAUCCAGACCUCUACAAGCAAAUGGAGAAGUUCAGGAAGGUACAAACACAAGUGCGCCUUGCAAAAAAAAACUUUGACAAAUUGAAGAUGGAUGUGUGUCAAAAAGUGGAUCUUCUUGGAGCAAGCAGAUGCAAUCUGUUGUCUCACAUGCUAGCAACAUACCAGACCACUCUGCUUCAUUUUUGGGAGAAAACUUCUCACACUAUGGCAGCCAUCCAUGAGAGUUUCAGAGGCUAUCAACCAUAUGAAUUUACUACUUUAAAGAGCUUACAAGACCCUAUGAAAAAAUUCGUUGAGAAAGAAGAGAAGAAGAAAAUCACCCAGCAGCAAAGUACAGAUGCAGCCGUGCAGGAGCCGAGUCAAUUAAUUUCAUUAGAGGAAGAAAACCAGCGCAAGGAAUCCUCUAGUUUUAAGACUGAAGAUGGAAGAAGUAUUUUAUCUGCCUUAGACAAAAGCUCUACACAUACUGCAUGCUCAGGACCCAUAGAUGAACUAUUAGACAUGAAACCUGAGGAAGGUGCCUGCCUGGGACCAGUGGCAGGGACCCCGGAACCUGAAGGUGCUGACAAAGAUGACCUGCUGCUGUUGAGUGAGAUCUUCAAUGCUUCCUCCCUGGAAGAGGGCGAGUUCAGCAAAGAGUGGGCCGCUGUGUUUGGGGACGGCCAAGUGAAGGAGCCAGUGCCCACUAUGGCCCUGGGAGAGCCAGACCCCAAGCCCCAGACAGGCUCAGGUUUCCUUCCUUCGCAGCUUUUAGACCAAAAUAUGAAAGACUUACAGGCCUCGCUACAAGGUUGUCAUGGGAACAGGGCCCAUAUUUAUGUUGCUCACCAUCAUAUUUCCAGAACACAGCUCAGUGCCUGGAAUACACUAAAUGUUCAAAAGUACUUGCUGGAUGGAUGGAUGGAUGGAUGGAUGGAUGGCAAGAAAUGGGGGAGAGGACAACUGACAAAUGACACUAGAUGAAAAGAAACCAGUCCUAAAAUGUGAACCCUUGAAGAUGAUGUCCUCGGGGGUUAGUCCUGCCAUCUGCUUAGCUUACAAACUCCCAGAUUCAGCUUAGGUUUACUGAGGGCCUGCUCUCUAGUCGCUCUCCUACCUGGUUUCAUCUACAAGAUCCCAUUUUAUCCAGACAACGCCCAAAUGAAGCAGGACGUUUUAUCUACCCCUUGCAGGCAUGGAAACUAGGCCUGAGGGGGAACUGUGGGUGUCAGGAUGGUGCUUGGCCACGUGGUUGUGGUGUUCCCACUCUCCCCUUCACAGGCAGCCCCACCGCAGAGCUCUCCAGGCUGUGAUCCCCGCCCAGCCCCGGGCUUCGGCUCUCCUCGCUUGUAAUCGACACCCAUGGCAAAGCGCAGCUCUGGGCGGUGUCCUUUGGCUUCACUUGCUGCUGUAGCUGGCCAGCCUUAUGCCUGGCUGAUUUAGAUUUUCCUUUACGUAAGUAAGGGGGGCAGCUUUUUGCUCUAAUAAAAUUUUAUUUGUUUCCUGCAAAUGGGUAGCACAUUUGACUUAUCAAAGGAUCCUGAAAGCUAGGGUAGUCAUUUUGUUCACAGAACUCAGUGCCCUGGUUGCUCGCUCUUCACCACCCCUCUCCUGACAUAACUACUCUGAGAUGGGCUGACAUCUUCCUAGCCACAUCUUCAUGUUAAAAAUGCCUCAGCCAACUCGCACCAGCUAGAGAACAGUUGAUGGCAAUUAUGGGAAUAUUAGCAACACUAAGUUCUCUUUAAAUAGCAUUUUUUCCUGACAGAAGCCAAGACAUUUGAAAUCUGGCUUGGCAUUCAAUCCAUAAUUACCCUCAUUGCACCCUUCCCCUAAAUAAUUUCCAAAGUGAUAUGAAUGAGGUUGAAACUGUAGCUGAGCUUAGUAUUUGCUUUUUGUUUUCCAUAAAUAGUUGGUGUCAUAGACAUACUAUUUUAUCUCUUCAUGCGCAUGUAGUCGAAUUGUUAGACUGAUGCUUAAUAAUUGUUCUGAGAAAAGAAUGUGACUUGGCAAA